Perognathus longimembris pacificus (Pacific pocket mouse) is the source of this 1667-nucleotide messenger RNA. It is a transcript of the gene Ldb2, whose product is annotated as LIM domain binding 2. The transcript has 8 exons. Gene Ontology annotation, molecular function: LIM domain binding. Gene Ontology annotation, biological process: positive regulation of transcription by RNA polymerase II; negative regulation of transcription by RNA polymerase II; nervous system development. Lineage: Eukaryota; Metazoa; Chordata; Mammalia; Rodentia; Heteromyidae. Gene Ontology annotation, cellular component: transcription regulator complex; nucleus. The record is from RefSeq and is a predicted model, not a curated record. The coding region runs from base 300 to 1421 and encodes 373 amino acids.
CUCUCCCGUGUGCUCCCUCCCUCCUUCCCUCCCUGCCUCCCUCCUUCCCUCCCUGCCUCCCUCCCUCCCUGCCUCCCUCCUCCCCUCCCGCUCCCUCUCCUCUGCUAUAGAGGUUUUCUACAGCACUUCCCAGCCAGUGUGUUCAGCCUGCUUGCCUGCCUCUCUGUGUGUGUGUGUGUGAGAGAGUGUGUGUGAGCGCGUGUGCGUGCGUCUACUUUGUACUGGGAGAACACUGCCCAUGUGCUCUGCAUGGACGUUACUAAUACUCUGUUUAGCUUGAUUUUCGACAAGCAGGCAAGAUGUCCAGCACACCACAUGACCCCUUCUAUUCUUCUCCUUUCGGCCCAUUUUAUAGGAGACAUACUCCCUAUAUGGUACAGCCAGAGUACCGAAUCUAUGAGAUGAACAAGAGACUGCAGUCUCGCACAGAGGACAGUGACAAUCUCUGGUGGGAUGCCUUUGCCACUGAAUUUUUCGAAGACGACGCCACAUUAACUCUUUCCUUUUGUUUGGAAGAUGGACCAAAGCGAUACACGAUCGGCAGGACCCUGAUCCCCCGUUAUUUCAGCACUGUAUUCGAAGGAGGAGUGACAGACUUGUAUUACAUCCUCAAACACUCCAAGGAGUCCUACCACAACUCAUCCAUCACGGUGGACUGCGACCAGUGUGCCAUGGUAACCCAGCACGGGAAGCCCAUGUUCACCAAGGUGUGUACAGAAGGCAGGCUGAUCUUGGAGUUCACCUUUGAUGAUCUCAUGAGAAUAAAAACAUGGCACUUUACCAUUAGACAAUACAGAGAGUUAGUACCAAGAAGCAUUCUAGCCAUGCAUGCACAAGAUCCUCAGGUCCUGGAUCAGCUAUCCAAAAACAUCACCAGGAUGGGGCUCACAAACUUCACCCUCAACUACCUCAGGUUGUGUGUAAUACUGGAGCCAAUGCAGGAACUGAUGUCGAGACACAAAACCUACAACCUCAGUCCACGAGACUGCCUGAAGACCUGCUUGUUCCAGAAAUGGCAGCGGAUGGUGGCCCCGCCAGCAGAACCCACAAGGCAACCAACAACCAAACGGAGAAAAAGAAAAAAUUCCACCAGUAGCACUUCCAACAGCAGCGCGGGGAACGCCAGCAACAGCACUGGAAGCAAGAAGAAGAGCGCCGCGGCCAACCUGAGCCUGACCAGUCAGGUACCUGAUGUGAUGGUGGUAGGAGAGCCAACUCUGAUGGGAGGUGAGUUUGGGGACGAGGACGAAAGGCUAAUCACUAGAUUAGAAAACACGCAGUAUGAUGCGGCCAACGGCAUGGACGACGAGGAAGACUUCAACAAUUCACCCGCCCUGGGGAACAACAGCCCGUGGAACAGUAAACCUCCAGCCACACAAGAGACCAAAUCAGAAAACCCCCCACCCCAGGCUUCCCAAUAAGAGGUUCUGCCUGCCAACAUCCACUGUGGAUAGGCCCCUCCCGUGGGCUCUCAUGGCAGAUCUUCACUUACAGGAGAGGAGCAAGGAGAAAUUAAAACUUUCCCCGCGCAAAAGAUCUAGCCCUAAGCCACAAUGAUCAGUGAUCUGGUUUUCUUUCUUGCAUCCUUUUGUUUUCUGUUUUGUUUUGUUGUUGGUCGUGAGGCUUGAACCCAGGGUUUGGACGCUGUCCCUAAGCUCUUUCUUGCU